UUUCACAAGGGCUAAGUCCAAUGCAUUUCAGUCGAACAAGAUGAAGAUCGCCCUAACACUCUGUUUCGGAUGUAUUUUCUUUGGAUUUUUUAAAGUGACCGUUUCUGAUGACCAACACGCCAGCGAAUAUGACUUGGAAAUAGCCGAGAGAUCGGUCGAUCAAAAUAAGACGGAUGAUAAGUCUGGAGCACAGGCUACAGCAGUGGCGCACUCAUCAAUACGACAGCGUCUAAUACCAACUCAAUUACCUGUUGAUGUGGUGGAAUGCUAUGCUUGCACCGGUUGCCCUACUGUCACAUCUAGCACCCUCUCAAAAUUAUGCCCGUAUACCCUUGAUCCCAGAAAACAAGGGCGCUGUGUAACAUACUCCGAGCAAUAUAGACAUAUGAAAACUCCAUGGAGCAUACGCGGAUGUGCUUCUGAAAGAGGUUCCUGUGAAGAUAUCAGACGGGCACACGCAGCACACUCUGAUAUCGUAUCUCUACUAUAUUGUUAUGAGUGUGAAGGAGACAAAUGUAAUUCUAGUGCAGCAUCUCACUCUAUAGCCGACUUUACUCUGGCCUUCUUCGUCAUCAUGGCCUCACCUUUGUUUGCGAAAUAUACUAUGUCAUAGAUAUAACUCCACGCUUUGUUAACUUAAUGUUAAAUUUUUCAAUAUCCCAACGACAACAGAACGAAACUAAAUGAUUAAAGAUUUAUCAUAUAGUAUUUAAAAAACUCAUAGUUGCUUUGUACAUAUUAAACAAUUUCCUACAUAAACUGUGUUAUCUUUUUCUUCUUAACAAAUAAUAUUUUUCAUUAACAAAAGCAGCUUAAAAAUAUCUACUUCGUAAACUUGGCUUAUCAAAACUAUAGUCAAAUCAUGUUACAGCCCGAAGCCUGAAAUUUCAUAUUUUUUUAUUAUUGACAGAAUAGAUUUUCAUUCACAGUAAUAAUUGUACUUCUUCAUAAUUUUUGAAUAAUUCCCAUUAUAAUAACGCGUAUCGGAAAGAUAAGCCAUUUCGUGCUCGUGAUCGUGCUGAAUAUAUAGCAGAACAUAAGUUACAUUAAAAUGAAUCGGUACAUUAAAUGUAAUAUAUUUGAAGUAAAAUUUACCUUUCUGCGAGAGUAGAAUUCAAUACAGGGCUCAUAAGUCAUUACACUGAUUAAAUAAAAUUAAGCUGAUCUGUCUAAAUAACGCAAUGUUCUGCUUUUUUUUAAAUUUGAAAUGUUAUUCUCAUAGUCCAAAAGUAUUUAUUUCUAUCUCAUUUAGUGAUUCACAUUUAAUAUUCAUAAAUUUGGUUUAAAACAACAUAAUAUUUUUGAAUUCGGUCAUCUCGCUUAACAUUUCAUAAUCUUUAUUUUCAUUUGAAUAUAAAUCAGUACCAAUAUAAGAAAUAUUCACGAACAGUUAUUGGACUAAUCAUAUUUUAAUAUAUAUAUAAAAUAAAAUGUUCACAUAACAUUUAUUUGUUUAUUAGUUAAUUUUAAAAUAAGUCAUAUCUUUACGCUCGAAAAUCGGAAAAUAAGCCUUAAAUGAAGUGCUUAUUAGUGCUGUCCACAGAAUAAAAGAAGUAAACAUCACUGUUAUUUUUGAAACUUUUUAAGGUUUUGAUAUUUAAAAAAUAUAAAUAUUGUAAUAAAUUUAUAAACGAGAUGAAUUUAGGUUAUUGAAUAGUUAGGAAAACUAAUAUUUUUCUCAAAUUGUUAUGAUUUUUUCUUUAUUAUUUAAGCACCUAUUUAAAAAAAUUACAUUGCAUAAAUGCAGAAAUACAACCAACUAACGUUAAAACAUAUAAAAACCAAUAUCAUUUUUCAAUCAUAGUAAUUUAUAAGCAAAAUUCUCGGUAGUUUGUUUUAUAUAACUAUUCAAACUCUGUUAAGUUAUGAAUAUGUGUACCGACAUAUAUUUCAUAUUGUUUGAGACCUCACGGUAUUAUUUUUAUCAUAAAAAUUAACGAGAAACUUGUAAAUUCAACCCGUAAGUCUAAAUCUAUUUUUUAUAAAUAAUUUUGGAAUUCAACAAAGCCAACCGGUUUUUAUUCUUGACGAAUUUUUAUUAAGUACAUAUACAUAUAAAUACAGAUAACUAUUAAA
Messenger RNA from Danaus plexippus (monarch butterfly), 2076 nucleotides. RefSeq lists its product as uncharacterized. Bases 41 to 613 code for a protein of 190 amino acids. The transcript has 3 exons. Lineage: Eukaryota; Metazoa; Arthropoda; Insecta; Lepidoptera; Nymphalidae. The record is from RefSeq and is a predicted model, not a curated record.